AACGAUCCUACUAAAAUGCAAAAAUAUGCCAUACAACCAGUGUAGAGUGCAGAGGGAAAAGCUAAUGUACGACAAGCCAAAAGCAGCGGCCACAAAACCGAAGUUUAACGAAAGCAACGCUAAGCCAGCACACACACAUACUCACACACACCACUAAGGAAACGAACACAAUGUGCCUGUUAGUAACAAAAACAAGAAGAACAAAUAAAACAACAACAAAAUUUAGUAAAAUCACAAACUGCGGAGAAGACCAACUAAUGUAAAAGUUUUUACAUUCCAAACCAACUCGAGUUGAGCAGUAAACCCACAAAAGUUGCAAAGCAUACAAAAACGGUGAAAUGCAACAAAAAUGAGAUUAAAAGUUCCGAAACUAACUGAAAGUGUUUGGACUAAUUAUAAGACAACAACAAAGCACAGCAUAGCGUUUAAAAAAGGAUAGUAAGAACUAAAAGGAGUCUAGCCAGAGCUAAAGACACAACACAGCAAUUAAAGUGCGCACCUGAGAGCUACGCCAUAUUUAGUACAAAACUUCAGCAAUUCAGCAAUAAAGAGCGUAUUUAAACAUUUCAAAACAUUUAACUUAAGUCUGCUAACAUGGCUGGUUCAUUUCAAAUACCGUUGCUCAAUCUCGAGCUGCGCGAGGUCAAAGAAAUCGUUUGGGAGAAAAUUCAAGAGCCCGUCAACCAACGUCGUCUCAUCUUAGUAAUAGUCUCGAUAGCGCUGCUUUUGGACAACAUGUUGUACAUGGUAAUCGUACCCAUUAUACCCGAUUAUUUGCGUGAGAUCGGCAGCUUCGAUGAUGACACACCAACGCCGCCGCCAUUGCGUGAUAAUCGCACCGGUCUAAUUAUACCAGUGCACCACGACCAUCAUGGCCAAGACUCUGCCACCGGCAUACUAUUCGCAUCGAAGGCCAUUGUACAAUUGAUGGUGAACCCCUUCUCAGGUGGUCUCAUCGAUCGCAUUGGCUACGACUUACCCAUGAUGAUCGGUUUGACCAUUAUGUUCUUCUCAACAGCGAUGUUCGCUUGCGGCCGCAGUUACAGUUUACUCUUCUUUGCGCGUUCGCUACAAGGUGCGGGUUCGGCUUUUGCAGACACAUCCGGUUUAGCCAUGAUAGCGGAUCGCUUUACCGAGGAGAAUGAACGUUCGCAGGCGUUGGGUAUUGCAUUGGCAUUCAUCAGUUUCGGUUGUUUGGUGGCGCCACCGUUCGGUGGUGCGCUCUAUCAGUUCGCCGGCAAGGAAGUGCCAUUUCUUAUUUUGGCGUUAGUGUGUCUCUUGGAUGGUCUUAUGUUGCUGCUGGUAAUGAAACCAGUUAAAGAUCAAAUAAGGCAAAGUAAAGAGGUGCAACAACAAACGAUUCCUAUAUGGCGCUUGCUAAUGGAUCCAUACAUUGCGGUCUGUGCCGGCGCGUUGACCAUGUCGAAUGUGGCGUUAGCUUUCCUAGAACCCACCAUAUCGCUGUGGAUGGAGGAUAACCUAACAACAGAGAAUUGGAAAAUCGGUAUGGUGUGGUUGCCCGCCUUCUUUCCACACGUACUGGGUGUCAUCAUCACUGUGAAAAUGGCAAAAAAGUAUCCACAUCAUCAAUGGCUGAUGGCCGCCGUCGGUUUAGCGCUCGAGGGUUUCUCCUGCUUCAUAAUACCGUUCUCCAGCUCCUACCAAAUGCUUAUGUUACCCAUUUGUAUUAUUUGCUUCGGCAUCGCGCUCAUCGACACAGCGCUCCUACCAACGCUGGGCUACCUGGUGGAUGUGCGCUAUGUAUCCGUGUAUGGCAGUAUUUAUGCUAUAGCCGAUAUUUCAUAUUCGAUCGCAUACGCAGUCGGUCCCAUCAUUGCGGGCGGUGUAGUAGAGGCGAUCGGUUUUACAGCGUUGAACUUCAUCAUUGCCUUCUCCAAUCUGCUGUAUGUGCCCGUGCUACGCAAGUUACGCAACAUCUACGAUUUCAAACCGUUCGAAAAUGAGGCCAACAUACUCAUGCAAGAUCCACCGAACAAAGAAUAUCAAACCUAUGUAAUGCACGAUCAGAAACCGAUUGAUGGUGAUUUCAAAAAUCAUCUCGAGUACGGUCAACAAUAUCAGCAGGAGCAGGAAUCUAAUGUGGACGAUACAAACUAUGAGUAUCAACAACAAGAUGGCGGCUACCAGCAAACUGGCGGAGGUGGCGGCGGUGGCGGUUAUCAGCAAAAUCAGGGUUAUCAACAGCAAUAUCAACCUGGCUAUCAGGAGCAAGGUGGUAAUUAUCAGCAGCAGGAAACGCGACAUCUUCCACAACAACGCGUCGCAAACCCGUUCCAGCAUCAGCAACAGCAACAACAACAGCAAAUGAACGAUGGCGGCGGCGGGAGUAGAGGCCCUACUGGUCCAGCGAAUCCAUUUAGACAAGGAUUUUAAAAUGUUGUCUUACACAAAGUUAGCGGUAAUCUAUGUUUGUUUUUAUAUCUUUGAUCGCAUAGUUUACGUGUUUCGUUGAUUUUACAAUAACAUAAUAUGUACUUUG
This is a messenger RNA of Bactrocera latifrons, 2500 nucleotides long. It is a transcript of the gene VAChT, whose product is annotated as vesicular acetylcholine transporter. Gene Ontology annotation, biological process: transmembrane transport; chemical synaptic transmission; xenobiotic transport. Gene Ontology annotation, cellular component: terminal bouton; AP-1 adaptor complex; AP-2 adaptor complex. The record is from RefSeq and is a predicted model, not a curated record. Lineage: Eukaryota; Metazoa; Arthropoda; Insecta; Diptera; Tephritidae. Bases 595 to 2394 code for a protein of 599 amino acids. Gene Ontology annotation, molecular function: xenobiotic transmembrane transporter activity; acetylcholine transmembrane transporter activity. The transcript has a single exon.